UUGACUGGCAAAAGCCAAAAAUUGGACCAAACAAGCGUGUCCCAACCAGAUUUGUGUCCGCAACAUGUCAAUCCAUCUUCAUUGUUGACGAGCGAAACACGUCAUAAGAACUCGUCUCGGUCGCCGAUCGGCCAAUUUGAGCACGAGGGACGCAUCUUCGAAGCGCGACUGCCUCUUCUGCCGCCAGCCGACUUGUUUAACCAAUCAUUAGAUCAGUGGAAGAGAAUGGCAUCGUGCCGGUCGGGCCGAGCAGUGGCGAGAUGGCCAAGCUUCUGUCCCUGACUAAUGUCCGACAGGGCCGAGAUCGGCUUUGCGUCAUUUUGAUACUAAUUGGUCCUCAUCAAGUGUCUCUAGGGAAAUUCUCCGACAUAAUCCUACAUCUGAAGCCCCGGAGCCACCCUAGAACGGCUGCCGCUUCUCGGAGGGAAUGCCGACAAAAGUUAAGGGCCUCCUCAAAGGCCUGAAAUGUAUUUCGCAUAUAUUUGAAAACAAAAAGGAGGAAGAACUGCAGAUCGGGUUUCCCACGGAUGUAAAGCACGUCGCUCACAUCGGAGGGCAAGGCCCCUCCGCCAAUGCCCCGAGUUGGAUGAACGAGUUCGAUUCGACUCAGCAACUCACGUUGCAGCCGGUUGAUCCUCUGGGAGAGUCGGCAUUGGCAUCAGAUGACAUGAAGCAAACCGGGGCAGGAGGCCCGGACUUGCUCUUGCAAAACGUUAAGGAUGCACAGGACUCACCAAGACACCUACUAUCUACCGGCUUCGGCUCCCCUCUGAGCUCACCUUCCAAGCACGGCUCCAGUGUGUCGAAGCAUCUGAGGCGGCACCGCAAAUCAGCCGCGGCCUCUGAUGCCCCGCCUCAAGAAUCAUCGCGCUCCACCCGACAUUCUAGAAGGAAUCAGAACUUGGGUCUUGGGGUAGAGACACCCUCACAUGAUGCCGCCAUGGUGUCAAAACAAUCACGGAGGAGGAAAUCAAAGGGCUCAUCCGGUGGUGGGUCAACGAGAUUGAGAUCAAAAGGGCAAAGUCCUUCGAAUGAUGCAUCCUCAUUGACAGAGCAUGGAUCGGGGUCUGAACAUGGACAAGGACUAAAGAAGAUUCAGAGCCAUCUCAGCACAGUAACCGAAGUGACCGAAGAAGGGAAAGGGUGAAAUGUGAUUAGUGGUUAGUGUAUAUGCAAAUUAUAAAGACAUGAACAAAAUCUUCCAACACCA
Messenger RNA from Rhodamnia argentea, 1210 nucleotides. RefSeq names its product CRIB domain-containing protein RIC5-like. The record is from RefSeq and is a predicted model, not a curated record. The coding region runs from base 428 to 1147 and encodes 239 amino acids. Lineage: Eukaryota; Viridiplantae; Streptophyta; Magnoliopsida; Myrtales; Myrtaceae. The transcript is spliced from 5 exons.